AUGGAGGUUGAAAAGGACGAUAAAAAGAGAGAAUCGAGUAUAAUCGAUCAUGUCAUCUCAUGGAUUUUAUUUAUCUAUGCCGGUAUUGUAACUUCAUUCAUCUCUCCCAUCGUUCUCAUCUGUCUUUUCUACUCGGCUUCUUUUUUGCUUAUCAGUACCGAAUGUCGGAAAAUCGUGAUGAGAAUUCUAGCUCGUGCUUCAAAUCUUCAAUUUAUCACUUGUGUCAGAAUGGCUGGGAUCAAAGUGAUGAUGUCCGGAGAGAAUCUGGAUCGUCUUGCCGAUUGUCGUGCUCUGAUGCUUCCAAACCAUCUCAGUCUCUUCGAUCAUUUCAUCUUCAUGGCGGCUGCAGAUUCAUUUGGAAUUAAUGCAGUUGGACGGUGGAUAUUCGUCAUUUACAAUAUGUGGAUCUACACUCCACUUGGAUGGUUGUGGAGUAGUUAUGGAAACUAUUUUAUUGAUUCUGUACCCAUUCACAAACGAGAAGAGACGCUCAGUCAUUUACGACGACAUUUUGAUCGUAUCUACCAUGAAGUUGAUCUUCGAUGGGUGUGUCUGUAUCCAGAAGGUUCUCGUCUUUUCUUGAUUCAAAAAAGAAAUGCAGAUUACGAGAAGAAAAAGAAUCUUCCUGCCCUCCAACAUUGCGCCUAUCCACGACUUGGUGCUGCACUGAGUGCUAUCAAAGUUCUAGGACCUGACCCAGCUGAUUCAUCAAAAGCGAACAAUGGAAGAGGACCUCCACUGAAGUAUUUGGUUGACGUCACACUUGGAUAUCCAGAUGGAAUCAUUCUUCCAACUCACGAAGCAUUCCUUUCUGCAUGGUUGAACGGAGGUGGCAAGCCGUAUGCAAUUCACUAUGAAACAUUUGAGAUGGAUCCCAAAUGGAGUGAUGAAGAGGAACUUCGCAAAUUCCUUUUUGAUCGCUACCAGAAGAAAGACAAACUUCUGGACUCCUAUUACAAAACUGGAAGUUUUGCUCCAGAUGCCAAAGAGGCCCCACUCCCUUCCUACAUGAUUCUCAUUGGAUUCCAAAUUCUACAACUGACUAUUUUUGCUUUCGUCACCAAAUUCUUUUUGUCUUUCAUUUUCUAG
This is a messenger RNA of Caenorhabditis briggsae, 1089 nucleotides long. It is a transcript of the gene Cbr-acl-13, whose product is annotated as Protein CBR-ACL-13. Gene Ontology annotation, cellular component: endomembrane system. The record is from RefSeq and is a predicted model, not a curated record. Bases 1 to 1089 code for a protein of 362 amino acids. The transcript is spliced from 4 exons. Gene Ontology annotation, molecular function: acyltransferase activity. Lineage: Eukaryota; Metazoa; Nematoda; Chromadorea; Rhabditida; Rhabditidae.